AUGGCCGCCAAGUUCGCUAACCGGAUGGCUCAUCUCGCCGGCAACAUAUUCGUUGGGGUUAGAUCUCCUAUUGAGCAGAAGUCCCUAAAAGUUGUGAAAUUAAUGAGGGAUAAAUCUUUCGCUCUUAUUCGAAAAGAUUGGUACCCUCCAUUAGAGGAAUAUGAAGCUAUCUUAUACAAGAUGCGGAUGUUCGGCUUAUUUCGCAACGAGCAUGCCGAUUUUAAUGAAGAAAUGGAUCGUUUGAGGGAGCUAAGAGGCAAGGGCAAGAAAAGAAUAAGAGGUGGCAAGUCCGCGACACCCGCCGUCAAUGGAGCAAUCGAGCGCGUCAUUUGUGCCUCUGGCGGCGCUCUUAUGAUGAAACUCAAAGCGGGAUCCAGUUGCGAUACUUCAUUUGAUCUAAGCGGCUGCACUUCUCUGGAGUUAGUUAAUAACGAUCUACCCCAACUGUCGAACAGCUGA
Messenger RNA from Protopolystoma xenopodis, 459 nucleotides. The record is from the annotation of a GenBank genome assembly. Lineage: Eukaryota; Metazoa; Platyhelminthes; Monogenea; Polystomatidea; Polystomatidae.